Canis lupus familiaris (dog) is the source of this 954-nucleotide messenger RNA. It is a transcript of the gene OR13D1B, whose product is annotated as olfactory receptor family 13 subfamily D member 1B. Gene Ontology annotation, cellular component: membrane. Gene Ontology annotation, biological process: G protein-coupled receptor signaling pathway. The transcript has a single exon. Gene Ontology annotation, molecular function: olfactory receptor activity; G protein-coupled receptor activity. The coding region runs from base 1 to 954 and encodes 317 amino acids. NCBI's taxonomy places the organism in Eukaryota, Metazoa, Chordata, Mammalia, Carnivora, Canidae. The record is from RefSeq and is marked inferred.
AUGGAACACAUGAAGAUGGAGAAUUACUCAGUUGUGACUGAAUUCUUUCUGGUGGGACUUUCCCAAUACCCAGAGCUCCAGCUUUUUCUGUUCAUGCUCUGCCUCAUCAUGUAUGUGAUAAUUCUGCUGGGAAAUAGCCUCCUCAUCAUCAGCAGCAUACUGGAUUCUCGCCUCCACACCCCCAUGUACUUCUUCCUUGGGAAUCUCUCAUUCCUGGACAUUUGUUACACAUCUUCUUUUAUUCCUACAAUGCUCAUUUUAUUUAGGUCUGAAACAAAAUCUAUCUCCUUCAUUGGCUGUGCUCUACAGAUGGUAGUCUCCCUUGGGUUAGGCUGCACUGAGUGUGUCCUCCUGGCUGUGAUGGCCUAUGAUCGGUACGUGGCCAUCUGCAACCCACUGAGGUAUCCCAUCAUCAUGAACAGGGUGCUUUAUGUGCACAUGGCUGCGUGGUCCUGGAUCAUAGGCUAUCUGAUCUCCCUACUGCAAACAGUCAUGACAAUGAUAUUGCCUUUCUGUGGGAAUAAUGUCAUUGAUCAUAUUACCUGUGAGAUCCUGGCCCUUCUUAAACUCAUCUGCUCAGAUAUCACCAUCAAUGUGAUUAUUAUGACAGUGGCAAGUAUUGUUAUACUGAUGCUUCCUCUACUGUUAAUUUUCAUCUCCUAUGUUUUUAUCCUCUCUUCCAUCCUGAGAAUUAAUUCUGCUGAGGGGAGAAAGAAAGCUUUUUCUACCUGCUCAGCCCACCUGACUGUGGUUAUCUUGUUCUAUGGUUCAGCCCUUUUUAUGUACAUGAAGCCCAAGUCAAAGGACACAAACACUUCUGAUGAGAUCGUCGUGCUGUCUUAUGGCGUGAUAACGCCGAUGUUGAACCCCAUCAUUUACAGCUUGAGAAAUAAGGAGGUGAAAGAGGCUGUGAAGAAAGUCCUGAGCAGACACCUACAUUUAUUGAAAUCAUGA